Messenger RNA from Chlamydomonas reinhardtii, 1728 nucleotides. RefSeq lists its product as uncharacterized. The record is from RefSeq and is a predicted model, not a curated record. The coding region runs from base 591 to 1112 and encodes 173 amino acids. Lineage: Eukaryota; Viridiplantae; Chlorophyta; Chlorophyceae; Chlamydomonadales; Chlamydomonadaceae. The transcript has 5 exons.
CGCGAUGGCCAGUGGUGACCAGAGGGGUUUAGCGCGUGUCAUUCACGCGAUAAGGCUGCGACGUAACGACCUUACGGCACGACCAAUUUAGAUAUAUUAUUGCAUGAACUGUUUUGCUUUUUGAAUAAUCCUUUUGAGACUAGUUUUGGCGGUCCAUGAGCUUCCUGGCUCGUUUGGACCAAUCUACGAGCAUGAACUUGUAACAUCAAUCAAAGCAGAUUGCAGCAGUGAUGACAGGUCUACGACCUUUGGUUUUAAGGGCAUCGCCGCGGCUGGCCCCACAGCUGCCCGUCUAUCGCACGCAGUAUCGCACGCUCUCCGUCGACCCUUCGCAAACAACUGUUCGGCCUGCACUACAGCUAGUAGGACUGCGAUGCCAUGGCAGCGCACAACGAACGAGAGUAUGCGCGGCGUCUGCCACAGCACAGGUGCAGGCGGUCGCGUUGGCACCUGGAGAAGCGCCUGCCACGUCCCCGGACUCGCCACUGGGACUAGUUGACGUGCUAUCCACGGGUUCGCGCCUUAUCACAGCUGCUCAAGCUGCAUGGGCCCAGGCCUUGCGGCCCGGCGACACCGCCGUUGACGCAACCAUGGGGAACGGACAUGACACGCUGUUCCUGGCACAAGCUGUGGGACCAACUGGCCACGUGAUAGGUUUUGAUAUCCAGGAAGCAGCCACCGCUUCCACGCGGGAGCGGCUCGAGUCGCACCUGUCCGCGGAGGUCCGGCCGCGCCUGUCGCUGCACACCGCCUGCCACAGCCGGCUGCAGGAGCUGGCGGGCAGCGGGCGAGCGCGUGUGGUGGCGUUCAACCUAGGCUACCUGCCGGGCGCCCCCGACAAGCUGGUCACCACCACCUCCACCAACACUACCGUGGAGGCGGUGGAGGCAGCGCUAGAGGUUGUGAUGCCGGGUGGGCUGAUCACCAUCCUUUCAUACACCCGCCACUCCGGCGGCUUGGAGGAGUACGAGGCGGUGAAGGCGCUGACGUCGGAGCUCAGCCCCAGCUACUGGACUGCCAGCGAGACGCGGCUGCUGAACCGGCCCACCGCGCCCAUACUGCUUCUCUUGUGGCGGCGAGACGACCUGCUGCCGGCACGCAUCCGGAAGUAGCGGCCUGGCGAGGGGGCUGAGGCGCCGGCAGGAAUGGAUAGGCGACUGCUGAGGGCGGGGACGUCCGGGCUGGUAGGCUGGUAGUGCGCGCAGACCUGUGUCACCGGGGUGCGGAGAAACGAAACACCCGCUGAGUGUGGCGGGGGAUAGCUGCUGGAGGCUGCGGUGUGGUGGUGCGAGUGUGGUUACUUGAGUGGUUGCAUACUAAACAGCACAGGAAUGCGACCGAACGGUAUGCUGCACGAGUGGGCACGCCGCAUUUAUGGAUUCAGCUGAGAGGACCGAGGAUAGCACAUGCGAACUGUAGCAUGGCCUGGGAGCUGCGGCAGCGGCUCAGAGACCUGGCGGCGGUGCAGGGCCUGUGCCCAGCAGUGCCGGCGUGCAUGUGCGUAGCCGAGGAACCAGGCAAUGCCAAAUCGAGGAGAGCGCGGCGCCGCCCAAGAAGCGGUGCCGGCGCGCAGGACCCCAGGUUGAGACCUGUCGGUGUCUGGUUUGCGGUCUUUGCUGGCGAGCAUAGCAUGGCACGGUGUGUGGCUUCGAUGCUGCUUGGUUUGUUGCCUGCUGUGCGUGGCUCGUGAACUGCGUCAGCAGGUCCCUCUUGUAACCAAUGCAAUCU